AUGCUGGAGACGUGUUACCGGCUGCACGGUGUGGAUCACUGGCUCUCCAAGCAGGCCCAGAAGUUAGAGAUGAUGCUGGAGCAGAAGUUGGCACUGCUGUCCCGGCAUUUGAGAGAGAAAACAUCGAUAGCUGCAACAUCUAGAGGAUGCUAUGGGCUGGAAGAUGAGAAAGGAACAGCGUGCACUUCAACAAGACGUCGUUCCACAGCUCGCAGUUUAGUCGGCCUGUCAACAGGCGUGUUUGAGUCUGUAAUGGUUCAGGUUCUGAGGCAGGAGGAGCAGCUGAAAGCAAAAGAAGAAAAGAGGCUGAGAGAACAAGAAAGAAAAGAAGCAGAAGAAGCUAGUCAGAAAGAAGUAGAAGAAUGGGAAAAGGCACUUUUAGCUCAAGCAGCACCUACAAGAAUGGAGACAAUGUGGGAGAUUCCAGCUAUUGGUCACUUUCUUUGUUUAGCACAACAGAUUUUAAACUUACCUGAAAUUGUGUUCUAUGAAUUGGAACGUUGUCUUCUGAUGCCUCAGUGUAAUGCUUUUUUAUCUAAAAUAAUGACUUCUUUAUUAAGUCCUCCUCAUCGCAGAUCUACAUUACAUCGAAGACCAACACUUCCUUACAAGGCUUGGGAAGCAGCACUUAGACAGAAAGUACAACACUGGUAUACUGUUGUAGGGCAGACUGACAAUCCUAAUAGCUCUGCAGAAAAACUUGGAUUGUGUCCCCAGUUUUUUAAAGUCCUUGGGGAAGUUAAUCCCUUACAGGAAAAACCAUUUCAUGAACUUCCAUUCUACCAAAAAGUGUGGCUACUAAAAGGUCUCUGUGACUUUGUGUAUGAAACUCAAAAAGAUGUUCAGGAUGCUGUGCUAGGUCAGCCAAUCCAUGAAUGCAGAGAAGUAAUUCUUGGCUAUGACUACUUGGAGAAUGCAUAUGUUCAUUUUCCACAGUUCUGUGGUGCAGAUGUUCGGAUUUACAAACAAAAACCUUUUCAGGCUCCUGAAUUUCCAUCUCCUCCCAUAAAAGUAAAAAAAGUACCACGGACUAAAUUGGAGAGAGCAAAAUAUCUAAGAAAAAGCAACGGGGAGGUUAGCUCUGGUGGUAAAGAAGAGCCAAUACCUUGUUCCAAUACAGAAGUGGGUAAAAGUAUGGAUUCCAUUGUUAGCUCUCCAGAAAAGAAUAUCCACUCAGAUAGUUUUACAGUCGCUGCAGAAGACAGGACACUUAACUGUGAAAUCAAAACUUCAGGAACCUGUGACUUCAAAAAGACUGAUUGUUGUAAAGAGAACUUGGGGAAGUUGAUUAGUUCAGGAGAGAUUGUUAGUGUUGGUCAUCACCUUAACCCGCAAGAAAUUUGGACUGUAGAGAAUGGACAAAGUUGUGCUGAAGCUACCAGAGAGAAACCCGAAAUCAGCUCAUUCAAGGAGAACACUCUGAAAGCUUGCCAAAUACAUGCUAAUGGCAGUCAUAAUGACAAUCCAGACACAAAUUGCUUCAAAUUUGGUAAAGAAACAAUGUUGGAGAACUCACUGCGAACUAGUAAGAAACUAAAGCUUAACAAGUUACGGGCAAAAAAGAAGAAAAAGAAAAAAAAGAAGUUGAAAGACAUUUUAAAUGAAAAUCUACAGAGAAAGCUUGAUGACUUACAAAGGAAGCGCGAGAUUCAUCUUCAUUCAUUCAAAUCUUAUAAAUCUGAGAUCCAGAACAAGUUGUUUAUAAUCAAAAAGAAAGCAAAACACAAGAAGCACAAAUCUGGAAAAAAAUCGAUAUCUAAAAAAGCAAUCACAAAGAAGAGGAAGGCUAUCACGAAGUCUGCCAUACCAGAAUUUCAGCUUAUUUGCACUAAUCUUGAUGAACUCAGGGAUUUAAUCACAAAGAUUGAGAAUGAACUCAAAGAUCUGGAGGACAUUAAAAAGAAAUCGGGAAGAUGGUAUCAUAGGAAGCAAGCAGUAAAAGAACUGCAUGGUACAUUAAUACGACUGCUUAAUGAACUGUUACCAUGGGAACCAAAGCUAUUGAAAGCAUUUCAAAGAAACAGGUCUCGAUUGAAGAAGGACUAUGAUGACUUUAAGAGACACCCAGAGCUUGAUAAGUUUACCAGAGAGUUAUGGAGUAAUGAUGAAAGCGAAGCUGACUCUGGCAAAGAUUCUUUUGCAAUAGUAACCAGUAAAUGUUCAGAGUCUGCAGAACAUGUGGAAAUUCCCCAAAAAGAUCACUCAGACAAUGAAGAAGUGAAACUCUUAGAAAUGAGUUUACCUGCAGGAAAAAGCAGACUUCUGAAAAAGGACUCAACUGCUAAAGAAAUACAGAAGACACUGCCUAAAUCUGUUAAACGACAGUCCAAGCAAAACAGUUGCCUGGAUCAAAGCACUAAUGAGCUUUCACCAAGGAAGAAAGCUAAGCUGAGCACUAGUGAGGCUGUGAUCCACAGUCCAGAAAAUAAUGUAAAUACAGACAGUGGCUUGACUGAGCCAAAAUAUUCUGAAGCAUCAUCACCUCCAGAAUCAAAUUCCCCGGCAGAUCCUGCAACAUCAAUAUCAAAUAUUCUGAAAGGGACCAAACCUGUCCAGGCCUUGCUUGCCAAGAAUACUGGGAACAAAGUGACCUUAACAAGUCAACUGUCACCUUCCCCAAGCAUUAGUAUAUCUGCUUCUGAAAAGCCGAUUGUAUCACCUUUGGAAUCAUCAUCAAUAAAACCAGCACUGCCCUGCCAGACCAUUUCAAAGAAUCCUUUACAAAUGAUAUACAAAAUGCCAAAUGGCCAUUGUAUACCUAUAGAUCUUCAUAACAGCUCUGUGAAAAUUCAGAUGCAACCUGUGAUUGACCCUAAAACUGGAGAAAAAGUCAUGCAACAAGUUCUCAUUUUACCUAAGAAUGUCCUCAUUCAGCAGAAAGAUGGAAAAACUGUAUCCAAAGACAUUCAAUCACUGCAACAAAAGCUUCCUGAGCUGCACUGUACAGGUUUCUCACAAGUAUCAAAUAUCAAUGUUUCUUUAACGCCUGUCCUGGUAACAGCACCCACCAAUCCUACCAUUCAACCACCUAGUGCAAUUCUUAGCAAAAGCAUCACGCAGUUGUCACAGGUGGCUGAUCCUCUCAACAGAACACAACCAUUGCCCUCUGUAACUCCAGCAGGCAAUUUAUUAUCAGCAGCAAUUACAGUGAGCCAAACAGAAAGUGAUAAAACCAAGACAACAGUUUCAGCUGCCACAUUGCCUGUAUCUUUGAGUUCCCAUGAUAUUUCCAUAGCUAGUGAGCCUUUGGUAUCAGCAGCAACGUUAAGUGCAUCUGCAAACACUGCUUCUGUCUUUCAUAGUCUCACAACACAGCAGGCAACUGACUCCCGUGAUACUAGGCAAGAACUGAAAACCGUGUGUAUAAGAGAAUCACAAUCUAUUCUGGUCACAACACGAGGUGGUAACACAGGAAUUGUAAAAGUGCAGACAAACCCAGAGCAGUUUUCACCUAAUAGUUUGUCUCCUACUUCAGUUUUCACUUAUGCUCCUCAACUUCAGGCAUUUUUGGUGCCAAAAUCAACAGUAUCACCCUCUACUCUUCCAUCCAUAGCAACAGCCACAUCUAGUCUCCCAAAUUUUGGACAAUCUUGUGUUUCUGGGCUUGCCUCUUCCACAGCUUCAACCAUCAGCAUUCCAGCUUUCCCUGCUGAUUUGAACCAGAUGUUGGAGAAAAAUCCCAAAUUCACUUUAGAACAGCCUACUUGUGGGGGCACUUUAGGUCAAGCAGUAGAGAAAAACUGCCAUGUGUCCUCUCCUUCUCUGUCCUCCAUUUCAUCAGCUAGUACUUUGUCAGCACCUGGGUUGUCUGCACCAAGCAGUCCUGUUAAUACAGUUAGCAUUGGACAGAAUAACACUGUCAUUAGUCCAGAUUCUUUAGUGCAGCAACAAGGUGAUAUUAAAACCAAAAAACAGCCUGUUAUACAAUCUGAAUUGAAUUCAGCAACAAAUGGAGAUGUAAUCAGUGGUAAUGCCAUACAAAAACUUAUGUUAGUCACAAAUCCGCCUAUUUUGUCCCCUUGUGGAGUGUCAGGAAUCAAUAUUAUACCUUCUCCAGCAUCCACUGGUGUUAGUGCUCAGAAAUUAGUUUUAAUUAAUACACAAAUUGCCAGUUGCCCGUCAAACACUAAUGUAGUUGCAGAGUCAUUGAAACAUAAUCUUCCUUCGUCCUUAAGCAAAACCUUUGUUGGUGCCACAGAGCAACCUCAGUUGGUUCUGAUCCCAUCCACAGUAGGUGCACCAGUACGAAUAAACUCAUCACCUACGGUGGCUCAAGUUAAAGACGUGAAAAUUGGACUAAAUAUAGGUCAGACUAUUGUAAAUACUAAAGGCAAUGCCCAUCAAGCUCCACCAAUUAAUGUAUUGCAGUCUGCCAUUUCAAAGGGAGAAGAUAAAAAGAAUGUGACUUUGUCAAGCGGUGGUGGUUUGGUUCCUGCGUGUUCAAGUUUUGUAAAUCAAAGUGGCAUAUCCGUUAGUGAAUCUGCAUGCAUUGCAACCAAAGCUGCAACUGCUUUUACAGUGACAACAGCAAAUGCAUAUGUAGAAUCUGUUUCAGUAACACCAAGUGGGACUUCUGGGACAUGGCCUACAGUUUUGAUUGGUGGAAGUGAUACCUCAAGAAUAAGGCCAGUUCUGGGUAAUCGACUGUGUACAUCAAAUACGGGAAGUGCUGUGGGUUUAUCAACUGUGAAAACUGGUCAUCUUGCUUCAUCUGUGCUAAUUUCAACUACACAACCAACAGUAUCUCCUCAAAAUUUACCAUCUGCUUUACAGUUUCCAGUCAUCAACCUACCUGGAUCUGUGGUCACCUCCCCUAAAGUGUUACCUACAAUUCCUCAGUUGGCAGCAGUUUCAGCUCCUCCUCCAGUACCUCCUCCACCUACACUACUUCAGUUUCAAUCAUCAGGAAUUUCAGCUGCUAUGCCAAGUAAUGCAAAUAUUCAGAAACCUCAAACUCUUUUGCCUCCUGCAUCACCAAAUGCAGGCAAAGUCAUUAGUUUUCCCAAUUUUUCUUCCCUACAGUGCCAGCAGAUGCCUGCUAAUAUAAUGAAACAAACUCUUGCUCCCACUUGUGCUUCUAACACUCAGACAUCUGCAGUGUCAUCACCUGUAACAAGCAAGACAGGAGGUCAGCUGAAUGAACCUUCUAUUCAACAGAAAAUAGUCAUUAACACUUGUGUGCCUUUGGCACCUGGAACUCAGAUAAUGAUUAAUGGUACGUGUUUCGUUGUUCCACCACAAGGCCUUGGAGCUGGCAGCCAUGUGCUUCUUCUCUCUUGUAAUACAAAACCGGUUCCUUCUUUAACUGUUAACCAUGGUCAAGAGGCUCAAGGUGCCCCAGUUGUUACUGCAGUACCCUCAAAGACCACCCUAGCACCAAGUAAUUCAUUAAGUUGGCAGACAUCAAAGCAUCCUUUGAAAAGCGCUACAAAAAUUGUGAACUCCUUUGGGUCUGCAGAUGCUUUACCGAUUGUACAUGCGACACCCCAGGUACUGACUACGCCAGCUAGCUCAACUACUCCACCGUCUGCAGCACCAGUGUCUGUGUCUUCAGUGGUAAAAUCGCCUGCUAAUGUUUCAGCUGCAUCUUCAGUGGUUUCUGCCAUUCAGCCUGGGAACAGUCAGAUACUAAAUAACACUUCAGUGUUUCACUUGGACACAUCUAUAAAAAAAUUGUUGGUCAGUCCAGAGGGAGCCAUUUUGAAUGCUAUAAAUGCUCCAGCGUCAAAAGUUUCUUCCCUCUCUUCGUCACUGCCUUCUGUUGUAGUGUCCACAAGCAGAGAUCCCCCUGCUGUCUUCCCUGAUCUUCAGUCGUCUUGCCUUGAUAAACCUGAUAAAGCUGCAUCCUGAAUUCAGUGCAAAUGAGCCACUUGGAGAUUUUGGGGCAUUUUCUUGACUUGAGAAGUUGUUGUUGUAACCGUUAAAUCAUUUCUUACAUUGUUUGAAAUGGUCGAUUUACUUAAAAUUACUUCUUAAAGUUAUAGUUCAUUUUUGUUUACUUGUGGGGAUUGU
Molecule: messenger RNA, 6012 nt
Organism: Tinamus guttatus (white-throated tinamou)
Lineage: Eukaryota; Metazoa; Chordata; Aves; Tinamiformes; Tinamidae
Source: RefSeq, a predicted model, not a curated record